CCACGUCCUCAAGACGAAGACGUUAACGCAGUGGUGGCGGUAGUGGAAGCUGGACCAUGGCGAUAGCCACCGCGUUUCUCCCCCGAUCUUUCCUUUUCCCGACGACAUCGAUUCUUCCAAAGGCGACGGUCUGCAAUCCUCGGCGUUUGCUCGAGUUCCCGUUCCCUCGUCCGUCGUCGCCCAAAUCUCGCCUCCUGGCCCGAUCCACGCCCACCUCCGGUAACCCCUUCGAUGGUUUUGAAUCCGAGAGAAGACCACUCAAGUACUCGACCAAGAAUGGCAUUCUGUUAAAUUUGGUGCAAGAGAUAGAACCUUUAGAAUUGAACCUUAUUCAAAAAGAUGUUCCAGAUAAUACAAUCAAUGCAAUCAAGAGGACUAUUUCGGGCGUGCUAGGGUUACUUCCAUCCGACCAGUUUCUUGUCCUUGUAGAAGCCUACUGGGAACCUAUCUUCAAGUUAUUGAUUUCCUCAAUGAAGACAGGGUAUGCUUUGCACAAUGCUGAGCAUAGGUUAUGCCUUGAAAGAAAUCUAGAUAUCCAUGAAGAAUAUACCAAAAAAGAGAAAAAGCAAACUAUGGAAGAUGAUGAUAGCCUUGAAAUGUCAGUUGAUUUGCCUCCUACAAUAUCUAACUCUCUUGGAAGAAAAGGUAUUUUCCGAGACCAAGAAAAGAUCAGCAAGGUAUUGAGUGAAAACACCUGUGUCAAUGAUCUAAGACAGUUGACACCUCAAGUUCAAGAAUAUAUUGGCUACCUCCAAUCUCACCUACAUUCUGCAAAGAAGGAUCUACAUGAGUUGGAAAAGAAAUAUUCUGAGCUACAGAUGCAAUGUGUAGGCGAGCAAAAAAAUGAGUUGUUGGAUUAUCUGCGAUCAUUGCAACCCGAGAAGGUCGCUGAACUUUCAGAACCAACUUGUCCCGGGACCGAAGAAAUUUUUCAUUCAGCUGUGCAUGGCCUCCUCGCUGCUUUAUCUCCCAUGAUACAGUCAAAGCCCACCCUUUCACAAAAUCCAUCAUGCGGAACCCUUGACAUUGGUAAAGAUGACUAUGAAGAACUUGUGGAGAACACUUUCACACGCUUGCAGCCCCUGAUAAAGGUUCCUCGCGACCAUCUUGCACGCCUAUUGUUCUGGUGUAUGCUUUUGGGUUACUAUGUGAGAGGCCUUGAGUGUCGUCUAGAGCUGAUGGAAGUUUUAACGCACGACUCACAAAUCGCAGGAGCUGCACCGCAAGAUGGUGAUCCAUUGGUGUAAGGGAUGCUAUAGGAGAUUUCUUUGUUUACAGGAAAGGCUGAAUGGGGCUACAGGUAAGCAAUAUUUUUAGGCAUUUUUUAAAAUAAAAAGCGUGGAAGAAGAGCCCGUGGUAGAACUAUUCUGAGAGGAAUUUGCAUUAAUAUAUGAAGUAUCUGUAAGAUUCUUCGCAUGUAUUUCUAUGUAACUAAAGGAAAUUAAACUACUCUAAGUGUUGAUCAUGUGGAACUAAGCAUAGAUCAUGAGGCACUUUGCAUAUUCUCUUAA
Zingiber officinale is the source of this 1511-nucleotide messenger RNA. RefSeq lists its product as uncharacterized. The record is from RefSeq and is a predicted model, not a curated record. The transcript has 6 exons. NCBI's taxonomy places the organism in Eukaryota, Viridiplantae, Streptophyta, Magnoliopsida, Zingiberales, Zingiberaceae. Bases 57 to 1247 code for a protein of 396 amino acids.